UAGUCUUCAGUGGGUAGUGAUCUUUCCGCCAUUUUGGACUUCCUUUUCUCCCCCCUCCCCUUUUUCUUCACGGUACUCGAAAGAAGCAGUGAUUGAGCGGAGCGCUCUUUGUGCGCUUUCUUUCUCCUCCGUUCCGUCCGACUUGGCGAUCCGUAACGGUUAGAAAACCCCAAGCUAUGUCCGCCAACAGGAACCUGAAGCAAGUGAGGAUCGAGAACAGUUCUCCGGCGUCGGCACCUCCGAUGAGCAUGGUGGGCGGCGGCCCGAUGAAGGCUCUGAGGGGUUUGGAGAAGCCGUCCGACAACGAAGCUUUGGCCGCCGCGUUGGCGAUGGCGAAGGAGGAAGAGGAAGGCAGCGGCCGAGGCUUCACGGUCGAUAUUAAGAGCUUCCUCAAGCCCGGCGAGAAGAGCUAUACGCAAAGGUGCCGCCUCUUCGUCGGCAACCUUCCCACCGACAUCACCGAGGAGGACUUCAAGCGCCUUUUCGAGCGCUACGGGGAGCCCAGCGAGGUCUUCAUUAACCGCGACCGCGGCUUCGGCUUCAUCCGCCUGGAGUCCAGGACCCUGGCUGAAAUAGCAAAGGCAGAACUUGAUGGAACAAUUUUAAAGAGCAGGCCACUCCGAAUUCGAUUUGCCACCCAUGGAGCUGCUUUAACUAUUAAGAAUCUUUCACCAGUUGUUUCCAAUGAGCUUUUGGAACAAGCUUUCUCUCAGUUUGGGCCUGUGGAAAGAGCGGUUGUUGUCGUAGAUGAUCGUGGUAGAGCAACAGGCAAAGGUUUUGUGGAAUUUGCUGCAAAGCCUCCAGCGCGUAAAGCUCUAGAAAGAUGUGGUGAUGGUGCAUUCUUGCUUACAACAACACCUAGACCUGUUCUUGUUGAACCUAUGGAACAGUUUGAUGACGAAGAUGGUUUGCCUGAGAAAUUAAUGCAAAAAACACAACAGUACCAUAAGGAAAGAGAACAGCCCCCACGUUUUGCCCAACCUGGAACAUUUGAAUUUGAAUAUGCUUCACGAUGGAAAGCUCUUGAUGAAAUGGAAAAACAACAGCGGGAACAAGUUGAUAGAAAUAUUCGAGAAGCUAAGGAAAAGCUAGAAGCAGAAAUGGAAGCAGCUCGACAUGAGCAUCAGUUAAUGUUGAUGAGACAAGAUCUUAUGAGGCGUCAGGAAGAACUGAGACGUUUAGAAGAACUUCGAAACCAAGAGCUACAGAAAAGAAAGCAGAUACAAUUAAGGCAUGAAGAAGAGCAUAGGAGACGUGAAGAAGAAAUGCUGCGUCAGAGAGAACAGGAGGAACUGAGGAGACAGCAAGAAGGUUUCAAGUCGAAUUUCAUGGAUACUAGAGAACAGGAAAUGAGAAUGGGUGAUAUGGGUCCUCGUGGAGCAUUAAACAUGGGAGAUGCCUUUAGCCCAGCACCUGCUGGAAACCAAGGUCCUCCUCCUCCACCUCCAAUGAUGAGUAUGAAUAUGAACAACAGAGGGACAAUGCCUGGCUCAGCAAUGGGUCCAGGUCCUUCGUUGGGGCCAGAAGGAGCUACAAACAUUGGAACCCCAAUGAUGCCAGAUAAUGGAGCUGUGCAUUCUGAGAGAUUUCCUCAAGGAGGCCCACCACAAAUGGGUUCACCUAUGGUUAAUAGACCAGGCUCUGAAACUCCUCAACCAGCUAUGGGUGGUGUAGGUGCCGUCAAUAGUGGACCCAGUGGCUUUGGUAGAGGAAAUCCUGGGGGCAGCUUUGAAGGACCUAACAAGCGUCGCAGAUAUUGAAACAUUCACUUUUGUACUCUUGUGAAAUUGAAUGAAUGAUUAUCUGGUGUUAUAACUCUAUAUAAUUUCAACUGUUACUUUUGAAUGGUUUUACUGUUAAUAUAGACAUUAACCUUUUUUUGUAAACUAUAUAGACUUUUUUUAUAUUUAGUCAUAGACUUAGAUAGUGUAGAAAUAAUGCACUUCAUUUUGUACAUCAGUUGUUUGUGACCACCACAAAAUAUAAUGUGACCAUGCUGUGAUAUUUGUGAGUUACAUGCUUACAAUAAAAUAACAGUUUAAAUGAUUUUGAAACACUGCUAUGAAUACUAUCUUUAAAUUUAAUUGUAAGUAUCCAUAAUUAUUUUUCUUUGACAAUGCCUAUCUUUUUUGGGGGGAGGGGCGGUGUCUGCUUUAUCCAUUGUAAUUGUAUGACAAUAUAAAUGCAGCUUGCAAUACAUAGAAAAAGUUGAGGUUAAUGCAGCUUUAGAAAAUAUGAAACUGUUGGUAAGCCAAUAUAGAUUUGUGUUUUUUUAAUCAAAUGUUAUUUUUCAACAACAUGUAUAAAUCUCUUUGGAAUGGGAUUGUUAUGAUAAUGUAAUCCUGUGUUUAAGUUCAAAUAAACAUUUUGAGCCUUGAAAACCUACAAGUAGUGAAUACUCACCUUUGAUCUUAACUAGAUUAUGAACAGAAAUAAUUUUGAAGGAAAUAAAUUUCAGAUCAUUUAAUGUAUCAUUAAUGCUAUUUGCAGCUGUGCUUCCUCGGUAGUGGAUUUAUAAAAUAUAUUCAAAGUGUUCUUUUCCCCCCAAACAGAUUUUCAUUUUUUAAAAAAUAUGCUAGAUUCCUAUCUAAUAUUAAAGGAAAUGCUUUAACAAAUUCUGGAAACAUUAGCAACUACUAGCACUUAAUAAUUGUGGUAGACAAAAUAAUUUCAGUUCUGGCCUUCAUUUAAAUAUAUAAAUCUUUUCUAUUUUUUCACAAUAGCCUAUGUCAACUGGAAAUAAAAAUAUAAAUAGAAAACUAUCCCAGAACUUCAGUUAUAUAAUGCAUAUUAAAUGUAUAAAAACAAUGUUUUAAUAUAUACUAUUCUAAUUAUACUAUCAUGAAAGCAUUUCAUCUUGGAUAUUUAUUUUGUUUUAUUUUGACCGCUAUAUAGGCAAAUCAAGUAUAUUAGAGAUACAUGGGAAAUAGCUGUUACUGCAUAAGCAUAGCAUGGAGCCGUGGUGACUCAGUGUUUAGAAUGCAAUAUUGCAGGCUAACUCACUGCCAUGAGUUUGAAUUCUGACCAGCUCAAGAUUGACUCAG
This is a messenger RNA of Thamnophis elegans (Western terrestrial garter snake), 3044 nucleotides long. RefSeq names its product paraspeckle component 1 (gene PSPC1). Gene Ontology annotation, molecular function: RNA binding. Gene Ontology annotation, biological process: regulation of DNA-templated transcription. Lineage: Eukaryota; Metazoa; Chordata; Lepidosauria; Squamata; Natricidae. Bases 177 to 1760 code for a protein of 527 amino acids. The transcript has 9 exons. The record is from RefSeq and is a predicted model, not a curated record. Gene Ontology annotation, cellular component: nucleus.